Molecule: messenger RNA, 1325 nt
Organism: Bufo gargarizans (Asiatic toad)
Lineage: Eukaryota; Metazoa; Chordata; Amphibia; Anura; Bufonidae
Gene: RABL3
Product: RAB, member of RAS oncogene family like 3
Exons: 8
Coding region: 24-740 (238 amino acids)
Biological process (GO): intracellular protein transport
Cellular component (GO): endomembrane system
Molecular function (GO): GTPase activity
Source: RefSeq, a predicted model, not a curated record
GUGACGGAGGAGAGAGGCGUGUCAUGUCGGGUGACAUGGCGGCUCUGGAUCGAGUGAAGGUGCUGGUGCUGGGGGAUUCGGGUGUCGGGAAAUCUUCCUUAGUCCAUCUGUUGUGUCAGAACCAAGUCCUGGGGAAUCCAUCGUGGACGGUCGGCUGCUCGGUGGAUGUCAGGCUUCACGAGUAUCGGGAGGGGACCCCGGAGGAGAAGACCCUCUACAUCGAGCUGUGGGACGUCGGCGGGUCGGUGGGCAGCGCCAGCAGCGUGAAGAGCACCCGGGCCGUCUUCUACAAUGGCGUCAACGGCAUCGUCCUCGUCCACGAUCUCACGAACAAGAAGUCGUCUCAGAACCUUUACCGCUGGUCCCUGGAGGCCCUGAACCGAGACCUGCAGCCCACGGGCGUGCUGGUGACCAAUGGGGACUACGACCGGGAGAACUUUGCGGACAGCCAGAUCCCUCUUCUGGUCAUCGGCACCAAACUGGAUCAGAUCCCAGAGGCGAAACGCAAUGAGGUCCUGACCCGAACGGCGUUCCUGGCCGAGGACUUCAAUGCGGAGGAGAUCAAUCUGGACUGCACUAAUACCCGCUACCUCGCCGCCGGAUCCUCCAACGCCGUCAAACUCAGCAGGUUCUUCGACAAGGUGAUAGAGAAAAGAUAUUUCUCACGGGACGGAAACGCGAUGCCAGGAUUCUCGGAUCGGAAGCGUUUUGGCUCCUUUAAGACUCUGCAUUAUGACUGAGGUGCUGCACUCGUCAGGAGCAGGUGGGGGCGCUCGUUUUUGUUUUUGUUUUGAGGACCAAUACGGACAUAAGCGGUAUCCAUGUCCGAUGCAUCAGCCAAUGAGAACCCGGGAGAUGUCCAUGUGACCCGAUCAGCGGCGCCUCCUAAUCUUCUGACGGACAGCUUGAUAUCCAUGGCAGGCUCCGCCCUGGACGUCCGGAAUAUUCUGGCAGAUAUCAUGUUUAUACGGAACCUAUGGAGGGACUCUGCCCUUAUGGCGUCUGCCACGACCAGUGACCGAUUCUGUCUCCAUCUUGUGUAUCACCAGCCUGUAUUUUAUACUCCAGAGCUGCGUUCACUGUUCUGCUGAUUGUUGGUGGAAACAGUCAGCAAGCUUGUGGAUAUUCACCUCCCCCCAUAGCUCAGCUAUUCUCUUAUAAAGUGGGGGGCAGCGUUAACCCAUUGAUGUCUGCACAGAGCUGUCCCAGAAUGUGUUCAGCAGAGUAAUCUCUGUGCAGACACUGAACAAGCAGGGGGUGCUGGAAUCUGAUUGUAGGUGAAGAUCCUGAGAAUAAACCGGUCAUUCUGGGCUGUGUCUUCAGAA